Tricharina praecox is the source of this 832-nucleotide messenger RNA. Its product is annotated as translation machinery associated TMA7. Lineage: Eukaryota; Fungi; Ascomycota; Pezizomycetes; Pezizales; Pyronemataceae. The transcript is spliced from 4 exons. The record is from RefSeq and is a predicted model, not a curated record. The coding region runs from base 261 to 455 and encodes 64 amino acids.
CGCCACCAUUUCGCGCGAGCGCGAGCCACCAACCCUACCCCACGCCACUCACCGUCCGGGCCGACCGAACAAAAGAUUUCCACCCAACGAGCGAACGGACGACCUACAUAACUAUCCCAUCCAUCCCAUCCCAUCCCUCCCCCCCCAAACCCCCCACGACGCACACGCACGAACCAACGAACCAACGAACGCACCGCGAACGCACGAACGCACGAACGAACCGCCACCACAUCCCUCGCAGAUAAACUUAGCCAGCAAAUAUGUCUGGACGUCAAGGUGGAAAGGCCAAGCCCCUCAAGGCUCCCAAGAAGGACAAGAAGGAGCUCGACGACGAGGACAAGGAGUUUAAGGAGAAGCAGAAGAAGGAGGCUGCUGAGCGCAAGGCUCUCGCUGAACAGGCUACCAAGAAGGGUCCUCUCGGCGGUGGCGGAAUCAAGAAGUCGGGCAAGAAAUAGGCCAGCUAAUCCUCGGGCGCGAGCCGAAUGCUUUGAGCGAGCGAGCGGCGGCGGGUCGAAUUAGAAUUUUUUCGCGCAUGGGAUGAAAAAGGUCCAUACAUACACUCAACCCUUUUUGCUGCUGCAUGUUCUUGUUAGAGAGGAGAGAGAGAAGUGGAGAUCAAGGUGCGAAACUGGCGAAUACCAAACAAGCGAUUACCUCUCCUUCGUUGCGAGCGGGGUGUUAUCUUUUUGCUUUACCGACGUUUUUCUUUUCUUUUCUUUUUUCUUUUCGAACUGCUGUGUGUGUGUGUUGUGCAUACUACACUACACACUCUACUGCGAGGGGGAAAUAACAGAGAGAGGGGCUGGACUUAAUCAAAACCGUUUCUGUGGCU